AUGUACCUCUACAAUACCUUGAUAUCGCAUUUGAGUCAUCAGGGAAAGCGAGUUCUCUCAUUUGCUACAACAGGCAUUAUGGCUGAUCUGUUGCCUCAAGGAAGAACUGUACACAAUGGCUUUAAGCUCCCAGUCCCGAUCUUGGAAAAUUCUACAUCACUGAUGAAGAUUCCAUCACAGCGCUCUGAAGAAUUAAAAUUAGCUGACCUGAUAAUAAUAAUUGAUGAGGCAUCAAUGCUUUCAGGAAAUACAUUGAGGUGCAUUGAUCUACUGCUAAAGGAAAUAAUGAGCUGCCAUAAGCCUUUUGGUGGUAAAGGUCUCCUUCUUGGCGGAGACUUUAGGCAAACUGCACCAGCUGUUCCGAGAGGGUCGGAUGCUGCUAGAAUUGAAUCUUCUGUCAAAUAUUCUCCUCUGUGGAAAGAUGUGACAAUUUUUACUUUAACAGGGAAUAUAUGA
Molecule: messenger RNA, 456 nt
Organism: Octopus sinensis (East Asian common octopus)
Lineage: Eukaryota; Metazoa; Mollusca; Cephalopoda; Octopoda; Octopodidae
Product: ATP-dependent DNA helicase pif1-like
Exons: 1
Coding region: 1-456 (151 amino acids)
Biological process (GO): DNA repair; telomere maintenance
Molecular function (GO): DNA helicase activity
Source: RefSeq, a predicted model, not a curated record